CUCGCUGGCUAGCAACUUUGGUGAGUUUCAAGCCGCCGCUUCGGCGGCAGCAGCAGCAGCCCCGGCCGCAGGAAACGUCUCGACCGGCUCCGGUUGGUUCUCCCGGGCUCUCUUCAUUGCUCGGCUGAAGGUAAUGAGAGGCCCUGAGAUCCCAGAGGUACCAUUGGAGAAGUCUGGAAUGUGUUGAGGACUCUGCUUCCUGCAAACACAGGGAAACGGAACCAGAGGGCAACCCACCUGGAAAGCCGCUGAGCUGUGUGCACCAGACCCAUCACUCAAGCUUGGCAUUUUCCCAUCAACUAGCUCCACGACAAAAUAAGCCGCCUUGAAAUUUCCAAACAGAAAGCUCUGGAGAUGUCUGGCAAGCCCUGGGCAUAACUUUCUGCUGCUGCAGACCUGGAAUCCACAGAAGCGAUCUCGAGGAGGAUGACCCAGCAGAUCGGCAAGUGGCCAAGAGGAGCUCCCCACUGCCUUCUUCUCCUCUUAGCACGCGUGACAGUGUGGUAUGCCCCCUGACCUCUCUUCCUUCCUCCUCUGGAACUAAGCCAUGACUGGACAUGACAAUAAGGAACUCGUCCUUGCCUGAACCUUUCUCCAGGAUCCCACCAGGAAUGGAGCCCAAGCCCUCCCUCGCACCCUCAGCAUGAAAGAAUGGAGUCCUAACUAACCACCGGACCACCAGGGAAUUCCCAUCUGUGAGGUAUAGUUCGGGCCAAGGCAGAAAAGGAGACGACCUCAACGGAGAUGCCACCGGAAAUGGCCUCCUCUCCCCAGCCGCUGGCUCACAAACAGAGCAGCCCCCAGAGGUGAAUUUAUCUGCCUUGCAGCCCAGGCUCUGGGCUCUCCAACCUGACACUUCAACCUCCAGCCGAAAAAGGAGUCUCUCUAGGGAAAAGAUCUAGGACCAACUGAGAAGCACAUUUCUAAAUCACCAGAUACUUUAAUCACCUUCCGCAGACCCGCUGAGUGAAAGGAAGGAGCUAGGCGGCACUGGCGUCAUGGUCCACCUACUGGCCUCCGAAGUGCGGCAGCUGCUCCACAACAAGUUCGUGGUGGUCCUGGGGGACUCGGUCCAGAGGGCUGUGUACAAGGAUCUGGUGCUUCUGCUGCAGAAGGACUGCCUGCUCACACCCAGCCAGCUCAAGGCCAAGGGGGAGCACACUUUCGAGCAGGAUAAGCUGGUGCGCGGGGGCCAGCUGGGCCGCAUGCACAACGGCACCCACUACCGCGAGGUGCGCCAGUUCUGCUCGGGCCAGCACCUGGUGCGCUUCUAUUUCCUGACGCGCGUGUACAACGACUACCUGGAGGACGUCCUGGAGGAGCUGCAGGCUGGCGAGCAUCACCCGGACCUGGUCAUCAUGAACUCGUGCCUCUGGGACAUCACCAGGUACGAGAAGGACUUCUGGCCUAGUUACCGGCGGAACCUGGAGAGGCUCUUCGGGCACCUCCGCCAGGUGUUGUCGGAGUCGUGCCUCCUGGUGUGGAACACGGCCAUGCCCGUGGGCGACAGAAUCACCAACCGCUUCGUCCCGCCCGAGAUCCGGUUAGCGUCCUCCUCCGUGAAAAGCCGGGUGAUCGAAGCCAACUUCUACAGCUCUGCCGAGGCCCAAAAGCACGGCUUCGAUGUGCUGGACUUGCACUUCCACUUCCGCCGCCACACGGGGAAGUUCCUGCAGACGGACGGAGUGCACUGGAACGAGCGCGCACACCGCCACCUCUCCCAGCUCCUGCUGGCCCACGUGGCCGACGCCUGGGGGGUAGAGCUGCCCCAGCGAGACCCAGUGGGCAAGUGGAUCACGGAUGGCCCUGGGAGAGGAAGACCUGACCGGAGGCUUGAGAGGCAGCCCCUGGUCUACGGAGAUCAGCCGGCCUGCCCUCCGCCCAGACCUUUGCCUCUCCCGGGGCGCCAACCCCUGCUCCCCACGCCGUCUCCCCGCCCACCCCUGUUUCCACUGCUGUCCCCACAACCUCAUCCCAGACCCUUUCACCAGGUGAUGCCCCCAUUCCCAUUCUGCCCCCAGGAUACCGGUUUUUCUUCAGACCAUACUUUCCAAUCGGAUCAAUCCUCCUUCAACUAUUUAUAUUCAGAUGUCCCCCCAUCCACCCAAACAGAAUUUGCUGCCCAAGGUGACUUUCGGUAUGGUCCCCAGCCGCCUAUGCCCCGCUUCCCUCCACCCUGUUAUGAGCAACGGGUCCCUGAGGUCCAUAGGGGUUUUCCCAGGUAUCAUCCCCCUGACCCCUACAUGCCCUGGAGAAGGCGGCCUAAAACUUCCAAGAGAAGGGCCUCAGCCUAUAAAGAGCCAAGACCUCAAUAGACUGACUUGGGCCUUCUUCCUCUCGCACAUGGACUGAACAUGGUCUGCCUCUUCCCAAAUAGACUGACCUCCUUCACUGAAGCCUUUUGUCCACUGCUGUUAUCAAUGAUGGCAGGGAAGAUCAGUCUGACACAUAUAUGUUGUCCAUGGCCUCUUUCUGCACUCCCAGAUGCCUGGGAGGUGGCCAGGCGUCAUUCCUGCCUUCCUGCUCCUUAUUCUUUGUCUAUUUGUAAAUAUACAAUUGAAAUUAAAAAGUUGUUUCAUAAAAGUCA
Messenger RNA from Cervus elaphus (red deer), 2587 nucleotides. RefSeq names its product PC-esterase domain containing 1B (gene PCED1B). Gene Ontology annotation, molecular function: hydrolase activity, acting on ester bonds. Bases 999 to 2315 code for a protein of 438 amino acids. Lineage: Eukaryota; Metazoa; Chordata; Mammalia; Artiodactyla; Cervidae. The transcript is spliced from 8 exons. The record is from RefSeq and is a predicted model, not a curated record.